Messenger RNA from Carica papaya (papaya), 2291 nucleotides. RefSeq names its product Metallopeptidase M24 family protein. Gene Ontology annotation, molecular function: manganese ion binding; metalloaminopeptidase activity. Gene Ontology annotation, cellular component: mitochondrion. The record is from RefSeq and is a predicted model, not a curated record. NCBI's taxonomy places the organism in Eukaryota, Viridiplantae, Streptophyta, Magnoliopsida, Brassicales, Caricaceae. Gene Ontology annotation, biological process: proteolysis.
UUUUCUUCUAAUUUUGUUAACCCCCGUUCCCUUUUCCUCGUCUCCAACUCCCGACAGUUCUACCUCCGUUGAACUUUGAAUCGUACCGUCUUAAGUUCGUAAAACCCUAGAAUAAAGAAGUAUCAGCGUGAACGAGCAGGUUAUCUGUCUGAUUGUCUCACAAUCCGCAGAUAGUGAGCGAGAGUACUGAGAACCAGGAAGCAAUAAAAAAAUGCAGAUUCUCCUGCGAAAACUACUGCACACAAUGUCUCGCAAACGAAUUGAGUUUGAUGUUUUCCAGGCAGUUGGCCGUCGCACAUAUUCUACCAGGAAGCUCGCCGAUAUUGGACAACCAACUCCAGCAUCUCAUCCUCAGUUAAUGAAGGAAGGAGAGAUUACACCUGGAAUAACUGCUGAGGAAUACAUUGGCAGAAGAGAAAGAUUACUAGAACUCCUUCCUGAACGUAGUUUGGCCAUUAUUGCUUCAGCCCCUGUAAAGAUGAUGACAGAUGUUGUGCCUUAUACUUUUCGACAAGAUGCUGAUUACUUGUACAUUACUGGCUGCCAACAACCAGGUGGUUUGGCGGUUUUGGGUCAUGAAUGUGGUUUAUGCAUGUUCAUGCCAGAAGCAACACCUCAUGAUAUUUUGUGGCAAGGGCAAAUUGCUGGCAUUGAUGCAGCAAAGGAGGUUUUCAGAGCAGAGCAGGCAUAUCCAAUGAGCAAAUUAUAUGAUAUCCUUCCAGAUAUGAUUAGAAGAUCCGCCAAAUUGUUCCACAAUGUGCAGACAGCUACACCAACUUAUAUGGAUUUAGAGGCCUUUCAAAAGGCAGCUUACGUUGACAAAGUGAAAGCCCUUUCUAGUUUAACCCAUGAGCUGCGGUGGGUAAAAUCCCCAGCAGAAAUUAAUUUAAUGAAAGAAUCUGCAUCAAUUGCUUGCCAGGCUCUUCUGCAGACAAUGUUCCAUUCAAAGAAAUAUCCUAAUGAAGGGAUGCUAUCAGCAAAGGUUGAAUAUGAAUGCAAAAUGAGAGGUGCCCAGAGAAUGGCAUUUAAUCCUGUGGUUGGUGGUGGGCCAAAUGGCAGCGUUAUACAUUAUUUCCGAAAUGAUCAAAAGAUUAAUGAUGGUGAUCUUGUUUUGAUGGAUGUUGGAUGUGAGUUGCAUGGUUAUGUUAGUGAUCUUACUCGUACAUGGCCACCCUGUGGUAGCUUUUCUUCUGAACAGGAAGAGCUUUAUGAUCUCAUACUCAAAACAAAUAAAGAAUGUAUGACGCUCUGCAAGCCUGGUACUAGCAUCCAUCAAAUGCACAACUAUUCGGUUGAGUUGUUGUCCAAAGGAUUCAAGGAGCUUGGCAUUUUGAAAAAUGAUAAAUUCUACCACCAGCUGAAUCCAACUUCUAUAGGUCAUUAUUUAGGAAUGGAUGUCCAUGACAGUUCAAUGAUUAGCUGUGACCGCCCUUUGAAGCCAGGUGUUGUGAUUACAAUUGAGCCAGGAGUUUACAUCCCAUCUUCUUUUGAUUGUCCAGAGAGGUAUCAAGGCAUUGGGAUAAGGAUCGAAGAUGAAGUUCUCAUUACCGAAACAGGAUAUGAGGUGCUCACUGGGUCAAUGCCCAAAGAAGUUAAACACAUUGAAUCCUUGCUAAAUGAAUACAGCCUAGGCAUUGGAAUGGAGAACCAUAAAAGUGUCAGAGCGGCAACCAGCUGACAAUACCUUCCGCACGAAAUGGAGACAGAUUGAAUUGUUUGCGGAGAAGUGACACUCCCAAGGUAUUUUAUUUCCGACAAGAUCAGUCUAUUUACUAAUCCCAAAAAAGAUGGAGAUCUCGCCCAUUUUAUUUCCUCACGCGGGGGUGGGGGGGGGCUCUCUAGCUAUUUAAUUGCAUACGAGAUAUUUACUAUGUAGUACGAAUUUUGUGUUAGGAAAAAUCUGUCCAUUCUACCAUUUGGCUACCUCGUUAUUUUUUACCUUCGAUUUGCCGAUAGACAUUGAUGAUAAGUAGGUAAGAUUAUUGGCACCUAUCAAUACUUCCCGCAUUUAGUCUGUAUGGGUGUGGGUGUAUAUUUAUUAUAUGAGAAACUUGUAUCCAUGGCCCUGUCAUUUAAAAUUUGACAAGGGAGUGGUAGUUUAGGGCGGAUGAAGAGCGGAGAGAAUCCCUGGGUCGAUCAAAACAGUGAUGAGUUGUAAGGGUCUGUUUUGUGAAUUUGUAAUUUAAAUUUGUUAGGCUGGGAGUUUGGUAUUUUUGAUAAAUGGUUCGGUUGGGGACCAAACUGGUAAGGAAUUGAUUUAUGAGAUGACCAAAACGGUUGCGUUUUAGGUA